Lichtheimia ornata is the source of this 1086-nucleotide messenger RNA. RefSeq lists its product as uncharacterized. The transcript has 3 exons. NCBI's taxonomy places the organism in Eukaryota, Fungi, Mucoromycota, Mucoromycetes, Mucorales, Lichtheimiaceae. The coding region runs from base 1 to 1086 and encodes 361 amino acids. Gene Ontology annotation, cellular component: Golgi apparatus. The record is from RefSeq and is a predicted model, not a curated record.
AUGACUCAAGCCGAGGACACCCAUGAGAUAUACAAGACGGCAAACAACACACCAAGUGGCAGUAGAAGAUCAAGCCGUGAACGCGAUACGAGUGAUUCGGUGGUGGCGAUUAUGGAUCACCACAACAACAACGAGCAACAACAACAGCAGCAUGGUAUAAAGUACCACGGGCAUGGCGCUUUCAUCUCGAUCCUGGUACUUCAAGUGAUCAUUGUAUGCGUGCUGGAAGGACUUGAGAUACAACAGGCAAUGAUUGGAAUGAGCAACGACUGCACCAUGACACUUGAUGUGAUUGGAAUGUCCCAAGUGGGUCUUGUUUACAGAGGACUUGUCAUGGCUGCCACCUUUUAUCAACUCAUGUUUGGAUUGGAUACGAUUCAACAACAAAGCACCAUUCAUCUUUGGAUGCUAUUCAUCAAUGGUCUAUUGUUCAUCAUCUUUGUGGGAAUCCAAAUCAUUCAAAACUCAAAAUGGGAAACAAUGAUGCAGGAAAUGGGUUGUGGAACAGCAUCCUUGAGCCAUCCUCAUUACGAUCAUGCAUUACUUGCAGUGGUGGCCUUUCUCUACCUUGUGCUCGUGGGUUGCAGCAUCUGGAUGCGUCGUCGCAUGUUUACUACGACGACAGCAGCAAGUGGCGCAAAGAAUCAAAAGAUAAAAGAAACCAUUGCAUCGAUUACUCUUAUGGCGUUUAUCAAACUCGACGUUUAUUACUUGCAUUGCUAUGCUGUUCAACUCAUACCCGCCAUGGUAUUGGAUGAUGAACGAAACGUGAUCCCUGUCGAGUUAGUGCUUGUGCCUAUGCUUGGGAUAUUGAUGCUUUCCAUGACCUGGUACAGUGUUCAAAACAAAAAGCCAUGGCUGCUGCUCACUCUUGCAUUGCUGAUCGGCUUGGCUCUUGGUUACCUUGGUUAUCGUACGGCUAUAUUUGCACAACCCCAUCCAAUAGACAACGAUCCAUAUCAUAUCACUCGCCAAAGCUUACUCUUCACUACGUUGACACUCUUCUUGCUGAUGCUGCUUUCCAUGGGUGUUAUUCUUGUAUUGAUUCGAUGCUUGUUGCGAGGCACAACACUGUUUUGGAGAUAA